AUGCCAAUCACCGUCGUCAUCGGUAAAAUCGAAGCGCAGGCAGGCAGCCUUUGGUCAAUCUAUUCUACACUACAUUCAUUACCCACACAAGGUAUACAGGCCACGCAGAGAGGGGUGGGCCCCAUGCGCAAAGACGAGACGGACGACCAACCUGAAUCCAUCCCGAAAAGGAAGAGAAGCCAGCAAUAG
This is a messenger RNA of Colletotrichum higginsianum IMI 349063, 189 nucleotides long. RefSeq lists its product as uncharacterized. NCBI's taxonomy places the organism in Eukaryota, Fungi, Ascomycota, Sordariomycetes, Glomerellales, Glomerellaceae. The coding region runs from base 1 to 189 and encodes 62 amino acids. The transcript has a single exon. The record is from RefSeq and is a predicted model, not a curated record.